GGCUCCACCGUCGCGCUCUUCCAUGGGCAGAAUCUCUCCGUCUCCAGCCUUCUAUAACCUUCUUUUCCUCGCAGCGACCUGCAAACGAGCGCACCUCCCGAUCAAAGCCGUUGCGUUAUCUCCAUUGCCGGAGGAAUUUCUCCUGUGGAUAGCCAGCGUAGCGCUUUUUGCCGGUAUUGCGAAUCUGAGUUGUCUUUGUGGAAGUUAGAGAUCGUGCAAUUGGUGGAGGAUGGCGUGGCUUUAAUUGGAGUGCUAAAGCGCGGCUUUUCUUGAUGAGGUUGAUUAUGCCUCGAUCCAGUUAUUAAUCCGCUUCUCAUAUAUCAGCCUUCAGAACUUGGGACCUGACAACAACACCGUUUAAAGGCUUUUUUUGUUUUUGUUAUUGAAGGCCGACCUUUACUGCACUACCAUGGACCACAUCAGAUCAAAUCAACAUGUUAUGAUUUGGUUUAACAGGUUUUAAACUGACACUAUGUAUACUUGGGGAUUCAGUCAUGCAGUGAUGAGUUGUUGCAUGUUUGUUUCCAGAUCAAAAAAAACUUCGGGGUUGCAAACUUUCCAGCUAAAUGAUGCUGUGGAGAAAGUAAAGUUAUACACAUAUAAAGAGCUAAGAGCAGCCACAGGAGACUUUAGCCCUGGUAAUAGAGUUGGGGAGGGUGGCUUUGGAACUGUUUACAAGGGAACACUCAAGAAUGGGACCACUGUUGCUAUAAAGGUGUUGUCCAACGAAUCAACACAAAUAGCAAGAGAAUUCUUGACAGAAAUUUCUGCAAUUUCGAAUAUAGUACAUGAGAACCUGGUAAAGCUGUAUGGUUGCUGUAUAGAAGGAAACCACAGAAUACUUGUGUACAAUUAUCUUGAAAACAAUAGUCUUGCACAAACUCUUCUUGGCACAAACCGGAACAACAUUCAAUUUAGCUGGAAAACAAGAUAUAAAAUCUGCAUUGGUGUAGCAUGCGGGCUCGCAUUUCUUCAUGAGGGACUUCUGCCUCAUAUCCUUCAUAGAGAUAUAAAAGCAAGCAAUAUUCUUCUUGACAAGGAUCUUACCCCCAAAAUAUCAGAUUUUGGAUUGGCAAGGCUGUUGCCAUCAAAUGCAACCCAUAUUACCACACAAGUUGCAGGAACAUUAGGAUACUUGGCACCUGAAUAUGUGAUACGUGGGCAAGUGACACGAAAGUCGGAUGUUUAUAGUUUCGGUGUUCUUCUAUUGGAAAUUGUUAGCGGCCGAUGUAAUACAAACACAAGACUUCCAUGCAAAGAACAAUUUCUUCUUGAAAGGAUCUGGGAACAUUAUAAGCAGGGUGAACUUGAGAGGAUGACAGACUCAUCAUUGACUGAUGAUCUAGAAAUCAAAGAAGCAUGCAAAUUUUUGAAGGUUGGUCUUCUGUGCACCCAAGAAGCAUCAAAGCUCCGUCCCUCCAUGUCCAUCGUUUUAAAGAUGCUGACUGGAGAGAAAGAUGUUGAGUUGGAGAAGAUCACCCAGCCUGGUCUUGUUUCGGAAUUAAUGCAAAAGAAGAUGACCAACCAGAUAAAUUAAUUUCCAGGGCUCAAGGUCGGAUUCAACAACUUCAACUUAAAUUUACAGCCAAAAGUAUGCAAAUAGUCAUGUAAUUUUUGUAGUGAAACCAAAAGAAAUGAAUUGCAUCAUUCUACUGAUGCGGUCCAUAUUUGUUGGGAAGUAAUGAAUUGCUAAUUCUUACAGAUUAUUCUCA
Dendrobium catenatum is the source of this 1712-nucleotide messenger RNA. RefSeq names its product cold-responsive protein kinase 1. The record is from RefSeq and is a predicted model, not a curated record. Gene Ontology annotation, molecular function: protein kinase activity; ATP binding. Gene Ontology annotation, biological process: protein phosphorylation. Bases 473 to 1537 code for a protein of 354 amino acids. The transcript has 8 exons. Lineage: Eukaryota; Viridiplantae; Streptophyta; Magnoliopsida; Asparagales; Orchidaceae.